AUGGGUUCUUUUGACUUGAUAUCGUCGUUUGAGGUUGAAUAUGCACCUGUGAAUGUAAAGAAAUGGAAGUCCAAUAGAACUGGUCUUGAGGUCUGCUUGAUUGCAAAAGAGUCGCCCUCUGUGAGUGGAUGGUUCGCCCUGGCAACUGAGAUCUUUGACGAUAGUGGAUGUCCGCAUACUUUGGAACAUCUAAUUUUUAUGGGAUCCAAGAGGUAUCCUUACAAAGGACUGUUGGAUAUCCUAGGAAAUCUGGCAUUUAGCACUACAAAUGCUUGGACAGCCACAGAUCAGACAGUUUACACCUUAAUGACAGCAGGCUGGGAAGGUUUCAAGAUGAUACUUCCCGCAUAUUUGGACCAUAUUCUGCACCCUACGCUGACUGAUGAGGCUUGCUACACUGAAGUCUACCAUAUUGAUGGAAAGGGCAGAGAAAAAGGAGUUGUUUAUUCAGAAAUGCAGGGAAUUCAAUUUGAGCCUUCUUUUGUUGCGCUUCUGGAGAAACAAAGAACCCUUUAUACAAAGUCUGCCUAUAGAUCAGAAACAGGAGGACUUGUUGAGAAUCUGCGUACCCUAACUAGUGAUGAGAUACGACAAUUCCACAAGGAGCAUUAUAGGCCAGAUAAUCUAUGUCUUAUAAUAACUGGAAUGGUUGACGAAAAUGAGCUUUUGGAUAUUCUGGAGAAGUUUGACGCAGAAAUAACGCCAUUACCCGAAACUCCAAAUAAACGGCCCUUUGUGGACUCUGUCCAGGAUGAUCCGUUGUCAUCAUCAAUAACAAAAACAGUAUACUUUGGAGACGAGGACGAAUCCAAAGGCGAUUUGACGUUAACAUUUUAUGGUCCGAACGGUGUUGAUCUACUCGAGUGUUUAGCGGUCGAAACACUGUCCAAAUAUUUGACGGAUUCCUCUGUGUCUCUAUUCAGACAAGCAUUUGUCGAGGUCGAAAACCCGCUGGCUACGCAUGUCUCUACAUACAACGAUGAUUACAUCAAGACCACUAUCAACAUUGAUUUCUCGAAUAUCUCAAUUGAAGAUAUUGACGAGAUGCCAAAGAAAAUAACAAAAGUUCUUGCAGACCAUGAAACUGAGCUAGACAUUACUAGAAUCAGGGAUGUGGUAGACCAAAGUAAGUGGGAUCUUAUCUAUGAAGCAGAGAACGACGAUGAUACAUUUGUGACGUCUGUCAUUUACCAGUUUAUCUAUGGAGAUAAGUCGAGCAAUGAUUUACCAGGUUAUUUGAAGGAUCUCAAGGAUUACGAGAUUCUCAUGACAUGGGAGCCUGCCAAAUGGAGAUCGCUGUACACAAAAUAUUUUGUCAGCAAUCCGUCAUUGUUCAUAAUAGCAAAGCCAUCUAAAGAGCUGUAUCGAUCUAACAGAAAGGCCGGCAAACAGCUACUAAAGGACAGAAAAGCCAAGUUAGGCGUUGAAGGCCUGAAAAAGCUUGCUACCAAAUUAGAGAUCGCCAUUGAAAGAAAUAAUACUCCCAUCCCCGAUGAAAUCUUGGAAUCUUUUGGAUACCCGGAUGUAGCCAAGAUCAAAUUCAUUCAAACCCAGUCGAUUGCCGCUGGAAAAAAUCAUGACGUUGCCAACGAUGUGUCUUUGUCGGUGACUAGAAAAGUUGAAAACGACACACCAGAUGGUUUUCCUUUAUAUCUGCAUUUUGAGAACAUCAAAUCGAAUUUCGUUACCGUUGACCUGCUCUGUUCAUCAUUUGAGGUUCAUGAAAAGCUCUUAAACUAUAUUCAUGUUUUUGCUGGCCUGUUCACGUUACCCCUUGAGCAAGAUGGUAAGCUUAUUCCCUAUUCAGAAGUGGUGAAGGAUGUCCAGAGAGACACCAUUUCUGCUACCGUUUCAACUUCCUUCGACAACAACUUCCAAGAAUUUGUCGACUUCAAAAUUGUUGCAAGAAGCGAAAACUAUGGAAAAGUGAUUGAUUGGUAUACCAAGUUGCUGUUCCAUACCAAGUUCACGCAAGAUAGAGUUAAAGUUGCUGUCGAAAAAGCCUUGAACAACUUGCCAUCAAAGAAACGAUCCGGAUAUUCCAUGCUGAACACUCUUAUGAAUAAACACAUCAGAACCCAAAGAUCUCUUGCAAGGGCUCAAAGAACGUACCUUGUAGAGGCUUUCCUGAAGGAUUUGCUGAAAAAAAUUGAUGACGACUUUGAUACAGUGGCCAGGAACCUUGAACAAUUCCGUCAGCAGCUUAUAAAGCAGAACAAUAUACGUGUGUUGGUAGUUGCAGAUGUUGCGAGAUUGGAGCAUCCUGUGGCCAGCUGGGAAACUUUUGCAGCAAAUUUGAAAUUCAUGUCAGAGCCACUCACUGACCUGCCAUAUACGGCAAAGGUUUUGACUGAUGUGGGAAAAUUAGAAAGGUGUGGCAAUUGCUACAUCAUUUCGACGCCCGGAUCGUCUGCCAGUUACAUGGAUUUGAUGGCCAAAAUUCCUUUAGACGCAAAUGCCCGCGAGUCUGCAAAGAUCCUCUUAGCAGCGGAGGUGCUCCAGUGUGUUGAGGGGCCUUUCUGGAGGGGCAUUCGUGGGUCUGGUCUAGCUUAUGGUGCCAAUGUGUAUCGUAUCGUUGAGUGGGGAACAGUCAUCUACGACAUUUAUCGUGGCGUUGACGUGGAGAAAUGUUUCGAAGUUGGCAAAGAAAUUGUUGAAUCUUAUGUAUCUGAAGUGCAAAAAAUCAGCGACAAGGCAUUGCACGGUGCUAUGUCUUCAGUUGUGAACUCCUUAGUGAAUGGUCAAACAAAUUACGUCAGUGCAGCCUACAGAAAGUUUUUUGAUCAAGUUCUCAUGAAAAGGGGUCCUGAUUACAACCAAACACUGGUGAAAAGUUUGUCACAAGUGACAUCGCAAGAUGUCGUCGAUGUGUUGAAGAAAUACUUUCUUCCAAUGUUUGAUCCGAAAUCGUCUGUGUGUUUUGUUUGCUGCAGUCCUUCGAAAGUGGAGAGCAUUGAGAAGUUCUUCAACUCUAAAGGCUACGCUACUUCUGUGGAAUAUGUUGCUGCCGAUGACGGUGAAGAGAGUUAUGAAAGUGACGAAGAUGAGGAUGGUGAUGAAGAUGAGGACGAUUAUAGCGACACCGAAGACGAUGGUGAUGAUAGUGAUGAAAGAGAAGAUGAAACUGAUUCGGGCAGUGAUUAA
Messenger RNA from Ogataea polymorpha, 3144 nucleotides. RefSeq lists its product as uncharacterized. Gene Ontology annotation, molecular function: metal ion binding. The record is from RefSeq and is a predicted model, not a curated record. Bases 1 to 3144 code for a protein of 1047 amino acids. Lineage: Eukaryota; Fungi; Ascomycota; Pichiomycetes; Pichiales; Pichiaceae. The transcript has a single exon.